UGAUAAAUCACGAGAAGCAUAAAAAAGCGAAAGAAGUUUCAGAACCAAGAUGUUGCUCUUCAAAGUCUCUCUACUUCUCUUGUUGGUGGCUUCGACCGUACGUUGCGCUUCAGCCGCUGUGAGUUCUUCUUGGCAAGUGGCCAACUUUACCGGCUCUGUGGAACGCGUCUCAACCCAAGAUGGAUAUGACGAGACUGAUUUCUACUACCCUGUUGUGGACCCUGAGGAACCCGUCAACUUCCCCUUCAUUGUCUUCUUGUCGGGAGGACUGGUUGACAAGAGCCUUUACAGUAACUUUGCUUUCGCAUUAGCUUCGUACGGAUACAUUGUGGUGAUUCCCAAUCAUCAGCAAACGAUAGUGCCGAACAUGCCUCCUAAUCUUUGGGCUUCUCAACUUACUCCGUCCGAUGUCUUGCUGGAUCUCACCGUCCGGUCCCAAACUUCCUCUUCUCCUCUCUUUUAGAUCGUGGAU
Molecule: messenger RNA, 472 nt
Organism: Seminavis robusta
Lineage: Eukaryota; Bacillariophyta; Bacillariophyceae; Naviculales; Naviculaceae
Source: the annotation of a GenBank genome assembly